AUGGGGAAGAAGAGAGGACAUGUGUUGGCAGUGCCAUAUCCAACACAAGGACACAUCACACCAUCCGUCAAUUCUGCAAACGUCUUCAAUCCAAAGAGAGUUUGGUUUAGCUGCGGCUCCUUUCUUUACGCAGUCUUGUCCUGUAACUACGUUUAUUAUCUUUCCUACAAAAACAAUGGAAGCUUGGACCUUCCCAUUGAGGAAUUGCCUUUUCUUGAGCUUCAAGAUGUGCCUUCUUUCAUCUCUGUUUCUGGAUCUUACCCUGCUUUCUUUGACAUGCUGCUUCAACAGUUUACAAACUUCGAGAAAGCUGAUUUCGUACUCGUUAAUACCUUCCAAGAGCUGGACCUUCAUGAGAAGGAACUGUUGUCAAAUGUUUGUCCUGUGUUGACAAUUGGUCCGACUAUUCCAUCAAUGUACUUAGACCAACGGAUCAAAUCAGACACCGACUACGACAUGAAUCUAUUUGACUCGGAAGAUGGAGCCUUAUGCUCUAAGUGGCUCAAUACGAGGCCACAAGGAUCUUCAGAGGAGGAAAAGCUCCCAUCAGGGUUUCUUGAGACAGUGAAUAAAGACAAGAGCUUGGUCUUGAAAUGGAGUCCUCAGCUUGAAGUUUUAGCAAACAAAGCUAUUGGUUGUUUCAUGACUCACUGUGGCUGGAACUCAACCAUGGAAGCGUUGACCUUUGGGGUGCCAAUGGUGGCUAUGCCUCAAUGGACAGAUCAACCGAUGAAUGCAAAGUACAUUCAAGAUGUGUGGAAGGUUGGAGUUCGUGUAAAGGUGGAGAAAGAAAGUGGGAUUGCCAAAAGAGAGGAGAUUGAGUUUAGCAUUAAAGGAAGUGAUGGAAGGAAAUAA
Microthlaspi erraticum is the source of this 855-nucleotide messenger RNA. The record is from the annotation of a GenBank genome assembly. Lineage: Eukaryota; Viridiplantae; Streptophyta; Magnoliopsida; Brassicales; Brassicaceae.